AUGUCAUAUCCACAAUUUGGCUAUCCAUAUUCGUCUGCUCCACAAUUCCUAAUGACAAGCAACUCCCUAACCACUUGCUGCGAGUCUACCGGUAGAUCCAUCGCCGACUCCGGAGUGGCUGCGUCCGGGCAGACGCCCGUCUACUGUCCGGUGUACGAGAGCAGACUCCUGGCGACGGCCAGACAUGAGCUCAGUUCGGCCGCCGCUCUGGGGAUGUAUGGGAGCCCCUACACGGGAACUCAAGGAUACGGCAACUACGUUACAUAUGGAACGGACGCCUCCGCUUUCUACUCGCUGGGUACAUUCGAUACAAAAGAUGGCACAGCCUCUGCACAUGCAGGAAUAACCCAAGCGACGGCCUACUACCCCUAUGAUCCGACCUUGGGGCAAUAUCAGUAUGACAGAUAUGGUUCUAUGGAUGGAGGACCUAGGCGUAAGAAUGCUACUCGUGAGACAACUAGCACCCUGAAGGCCUGGCUACAGGAGCACAGGAAGAACCCUUAUCCAACCAAAGGUGAAAAGAUCAUGCUGGCCAUCAUCACCAAGAUGACCCUGACACAGGUGUCCACCUGGUUUGCCAACGCCAGGAGGAGGCUUAAAAAGGAGAACAAGAUGACAUGGCCACCAAGAAACAAGGGAUCAGAGGAGAAGCGAUUUGACGAGGAUGACGACUGUUCUCAGGAGGAGCAGAUAAAAAGUGAAAGUAAUGAAAAUGAUAGUCGAGGUCAAUCCAAUAAAGAUCUCCAGCUGAGCGACCUGGAAGAUUUUGACACUUUGGAAUCAGAGAGUUCGGAGUGUGAGUUGAAGCACAGAUACCACAUGAACCCUCACAUGACAACAACAGGUGACUGUCCCCCUGAGCACCUUAUCAAAGACGUAUCUAUGAAAAUGUCUGGUCCAGUUGCACUCGGGGGAGAGCAGGACUUGAGUAAAAGUUGCCUAAAAACAAACCAGGAGGAUUUCCAGGCGGAAAGAAUAGCGCAGCCAAAGUCAUGUUACAGCCAACAGCCGCAGCACCAUAUGCUAGAUGGCAAGCCUCGGAUCUGGUCUUUGGCCCAGACGGCGACCUCCUUGGUCCAGACUGAUUACCCUUCCUGUAUGCUGAGGUGUCAAGUCCCCCCCUCCUCCUCCCUCAGCCCACCCCCUGUCGCUACCUCACCCACUUCAGGCUUGGACCACAGGCAGGACUCACCUGUCACCACACUGAGAAACUGGGUGGAUGGGGUUUUCCACGACCCCUUGUUCAGGCAUAGCACUUUGAGCCAGGCCCUGACCCACACCACCGUAUCCUGGAGUAGCACCACCAAAGGCUCCAUCUUAGAGGCUGAGAAGAGUCCAGGGGUCCCACUGCAUGACCAGGAAUCACCCAAAGACAGUGCCAUGAGUUUCAAAACUGUUAACAAACUAUUUUGUUCUUAA
Nerophis lumbriciformis (worm pipefish) is the source of this 1419-nucleotide messenger RNA. Lineage: Eukaryota; Metazoa; Chordata; Actinopteri; Syngnathiformes; Syngnathidae. The record is from RefSeq and is a predicted model, not a curated record.